AUGUUUGCAGAGUAUUAUGGCGGCAACAAUGAGCACCAUCAGCAGACCAAUCUGCUGAAGAGCGGCCACCCGGGGAAGCUGAGCGACUUUUCGUACACGGUCCUGCGCGCCCAGAGCACAAGCGGCCGCCUUGUGCUCUUCAAGACCCAGACGAGCAUCGCCUUCUUUUGCAUCGCUCCGCCCGGCGCGCCUUUGAACUCCAAUCCUACCGAGCUGCUGGCGGAGGUCGAGGCGGAGAAGCGCGCCAAGGGCAAGAAGGGCAAGAAGAAGAAGAAGGGCGGCGGGAGCGGCGGGGCUGGGCCGUCGCAGGAGUCCGAGGCGCCGGCAGAGGCAGCCGCAGCCAAGCCCGCGCCGUUGGACAGGGAGGGGCUGCUCAAGCUUCUCGCGGAGCUCCACGAGGACAGGAUCCGGUUCGGCAUCACGCCGGAGACGUCGGGCGAAGGCGCGGGAGGCGGCCUAGCCCACGCGCCGAAGAAGACUGCUGGCGCAGACCGCAGUGGCAACCAUGGCCUUUACGCUUUAGGCGAUGGCUAA
Molecule: messenger RNA, 534 nt
Organism: Emiliania huxleyi CCMP1516
Lineage: Eukaryota; Haptophyta; Isochrysidales; Noelaerhabdaceae
Exons: 5
Coding region: 1-534 (177 amino acids)
Source: RefSeq, a predicted model, not a curated record